Molecule: messenger RNA, 3490 nt
Organism: Alligator sinensis (Chinese alligator)
Lineage: Eukaryota; Metazoa; Chordata; Crocodylia; Alligatoridae
Gene: DPP7
Product: dipeptidyl peptidase 7
Exons: 14
Coding region: 102-1577 (491 amino acids)
Biological process (GO): proteolysis
Cellular component (GO): vesicle
Molecular function (GO): serine-type exopeptidase activity; dipeptidyl-peptidase activity
Source: RefSeq, a predicted model, not a curated record
ACCGGGGCCGCGUCACAUGAUCCAGGGGAGGGGUCAUGUGAUUCCCCCUGAGCCGGCAGGUUUCGGGGCGCGCGCGGGGCUCCCGCCGGGGCGCUGUUGCCAUGGGAACGCGGCCCGCCUGCCUGCCCGCGCUGCUGCUGCUGCUCCUGCCCGCGCCGGCCCACAGCGCCCGCGACCCCGGCUUUCAGGAGCGGUACUUCGAGCAGGUCUUGGAUCACUUCAGCUUCCAGACCUACCGCAACAGGACCUUCUUCCAGCGAUACCUUGCCGCAGAGAAAUUCUGGAACAAGGAAGUUGGCCCGAUGUUCUUUUAUACUGGGAAUGAGGGAGACAUCUGGGAAUUUGCUCAGAAUUCUGGGUUCAUCCUUGAGCUGGCAGAACAGCAGCAUGCACUGGUGAUCUUUGCAGAGCAUAGAUAUUAUGGGAAGUCUCUUCCAUUUGGGAUCUCAUCAACAAUUCAGAAGAAUAUUGGCCUGCUCACUGUGGAACAAGCCUUGGCUGACUAUGCGGUGCUUAUUACAGAGCUGAAACAUCAGUACAAUGCCAGGGACUGCCCAGUCAUUGUUUUCGGAGGCAGUUAUGGAGGCAUGUUGAGCGCUUACAUGAGAAUGAAAUAUCCCAAUGUUGUGGCUGGAGCAUUAGCAGCCAGCGCACCUUUGUUGGCUGUGGCUGGGCUUGGAGACCCCACCCAGUUCUUUAAAGACGUCACUGCAGAUUUCAGGAAGUCCAGCCUGGAUUGUGUCAAAGCUGUGCGUGAAGCUUUCCAGCAAAUCAACAACCUGUACUUGAGUGAAGCCUAUGAUAAAAUCAGCAGUGAAAUGUCCACUUGCAAGAAAGUUUCGAACAAGAAUGAUGUCUACCAGCUAUUUGAGUUUGCUAGAAAUGCCUUCACUGUGAUGGCAAUGAUGGACUAUCCGUACAAAACAGACUUCAUGGGCCACUUCCCUGCUAACCCAGUAAAGGUUGGCUGUGACCAGAUCCUCGCACUUCAGGACCCUAUUAGAGGUCUGGCUGCCCUUGUUGGUGUGUUCUACAACUCAAGUGGGAAAGCAUCAUGUUACGACAUCUACAGCCAGUACAGAAAAUGUGCUGACCCAACAGGCUGUGGCACCGGCUCAGAUGCUGAGGCAUGGGACUAUCAGGCCUGCACCGAGAUCAACUUAACUUUCAGCAGCAAUAACGUGACUGACAUGUUCCCUGAGAUCCCCUUCACUGACACCAUGAGACAGAAGUACUGCUACAACAAAUGGCUUGUGCAACCACGAAAGCAUUGGCUGCAGAUCAGCUUUUGGGGCAGUGACCUGAAAGCAGCAAGCAACAUCAUAUUUUCAAAUGGAGACUUGGAUCCGUGGGCCGGAGGUGGUAUACGCAGUAACCUGAGUUCAUCACUAAUUGCAAUAACCAUUGAGGGAGGUGCUCAUCAUCUGGAUCUCCGAGGAUAUAAUCCAGCUGAUCCUCCAUCUGUCACAGAGGCACGCAAGCUAGAAGCAAGGAUUAUCCAUGACUGGGUGAAAUCUGCAAGGAUCGAGAAAGCUUGGGAGAAAUUUUCUGGAGUUUCUUCUAGUUUGUUGCCAUGAAAAUAGCCAUGCAGUCUUCAGNAGGAAUGCUGUGCUGUUAGUGUUUGUACCAGAAAGCAUAAAGGGCAGUAGCAGCCUUUUGCACUAAACUUGAACCCAAUCAUUUGAGGAAAAAUAGUCAGUUUAGGUGGUUCUGCCAAGGCAAUGGAAAUUGAUCUUAUAGCUUCCUACCCUGAGUCAAUCAAGAAAGCCAUUAAGCCAAAUCCUGCGGCAGGCCACAACAGCACUUUGUAUGGGUCACAUAUUGCAUCAGAUUAAUUCUAAAUGAGAAGGACAGAAUAAAAAGCUGGUGUAAAACUAGCAUACUAUUCAACAAGAACUGGGCCAUACUUCAACAACAUGCUUUCCAGAACGUUGGAGGAAAGGCUGUGGCCCUUCCAUAAACACCAAGUAUUAUCAUUGUAAUGCUCCUCACAUAAAAAUCAUCACUGUGACAAUUAUAAGAUAGUUGUAGCCCCUGCCUUCUUUCAGCUCAAAACAGAGCAUGUAUCUUCAAAAUAAGUAGGUGGUACCUGAUGACUGGGAGAAGUCGAGUGGUGAUUGCUAAUUGUAAUGAUCGGUUAUGGGAAUUGGCUGAAGAGACUAGUUUAUCCAAAAUAAUUAAUUGUCAGUGACUGUUCCAAGACUUAAAAACCUUAGUAAUGGUCAGCUGCAUAGUAGAGAUCAGAUUUUGGUGAGCAAGUGGCCUGCAUACAGUAAUGCCAAAGGGAACUGCUAAUAUACAGGGAUUGCAAUAUUAUCGAGUAAUAAAUCACACUUCCAAUUAAAACAGCUCCACUCUUUUUUUAAAUAAAUUAUAAGUUUAUUAAACUGUGUGAUAGAAUUCCAUGGUUUGGCUUUAAGUAUAACCAAAGGGGAUACAAAAAGGAUCUCUCUCUCACCUUUCUAAAAAGGUGAAGCAAAUUCAUCUUUGUACAUUAACAAGUGGACUCUUACCUACUGGAAUCACUGUACCAAUAAAUACUAGCAAGACUGCAAAAAUCUUACUACUUAGUAAUCAGUUAUAUGCCUUAAAAUAAAUUGUAUCCAUUGAUAAAGAUUACACAGGCCAGGAAAAGCCUUGUAGGGCAUUCCAGGCUCAUGUUACUAGGUAGGCAAAGUACAGCCCUGGUUCAGUUUCUAAUACGUUGUUCAAAAUAAGAUUUGGUGUUAAUAUGUGCAUUGGUAAGUCCUACCAACACUCCCUAUUUGGUUCACAUGGAUCCUAGGCCAAACCUUGAUGUUGUUUCACAUGAUCUGAAGUAGACUCUCCAUGCAAAGAGAAGUUUCUCCACAUACAAAUCCAACUAACUCCUCCUUACUCCUAAGCAAAGCUAAAGCUUCCCAGUUUCAAGCAACUAAGCUUUUCCCAUUGCUCCCAGACUUUAUAGUACCUUUGAAAAGGAAGAGUAGACAGAAUUACUUCAGGACAUCUGAAGCAUUACAAAAGUGGCAUGAAUGGAAGACCUGGUUGGCCAAAUGGCAGUUUCAAACAACUAAGAGUUAUAUAGAGACCAUCUGAAAAUGUCUUUGCUGUGCAAGAGCUUCUGAACACCAGUCCUCAGCUCUUUCAAAUACAGUAUGCCAUAGCUUAAUAUAACAGGAAAACCUUGGUCUCUCCUAUGACGGAGCCUGAUUGCACUGAAGUUUGGGUUUUGUCCCAGUUGCACCUGCUACAUGUAUUGCCUUGCCAUUCCCAACCCUAGUUAUGAGCUCAAACCUAAUAUUCAUGCUUUGAAGCCUAGAAUCCCACUACACUCAGAGUUUGGACGUGACGACUGGUAGGGUUUGGUGCCUCAUAAAUCUAGGGAAGAGAUGCCAGAUGCCUCAGCCUAGAAAGAAAAGGAAAGGGAUAAAAAAAAAAAAGCCACCCCCUGAUUUGGGGAACUCCUUCUAAUUUCCAGGCUAAAUAAAAAGUACAUGCCUCAUGGCAA